UUAAAUGAUCAUGAUCAAGAACACAACAGAAAGUUUCUCAGCGUUCACUUAUGCAUAUCGCACAACAUGGAACAGCGAGCUUUUUCUCCGACAGCAUCCAGUUGCAUGCAAAAGUCCUUCGUAGCAUGGCUAGCGUACUGCAAAGCAUCCAAAUCCCGAUGCGCUUACGAGAAAUCAAAACAGCAAGCUGAAGCGAGGAUUUCCGCCAUAACGAUGCGUGAGAAGGAUACGACGGAAAAAGACCAAGCACUUACGUCUGCAACAAAACAACAUAACCAUGCCGUGGUGUCUGUGAUGCCAAUUCGCAAAAACGACCAUCCCUCAUCGGAUAAUUUGGCGGCCAAAAGCGAAACUUCCACGGGUCGUUCCCAGCCGUCAUCCUCUUCAGGCUCCGACCGUCGGAAAAUGCCAGUGGAUAAACGAUUCGCUGAUUUCCAGAAGCGCGCAGAGGAACGCGAAAAACGGCACGCAGAGCUAAAAAAGCUUAAAGAGCAACAACAAGCACAAGAAGUCGCUCUCCGGCGUCAAGCUGAAGAAGAAGCUAGAAAUGCUGAGAUUGAAAGGAAAAUCUUAGCAGCCAGGGAGCGAAAAGAGCGGCUAGAGAAGGAAAGGUCACUGAAGCAGCGCAAACAGCAGGAAGCAGAAAUGCUGCGUAUUAAGAUGGCGCUUGCUGAUUCAUUCCGAAGGAAAAUGCUCUUGCUAUCUUAUGGAAUGGAACCGUGGAAAUGUUUAUUGCGAAUGCAGAAUCAAAAAAGGGAAACUGCUGUAGCACAUCACGAGCAUCGGCUAUGUGCGAAUGUUGUAAAAGUUUGGUGUCAACUGACACAGACCACAUUAAACGCGAAGCAGUUGAUUGCAGACAAAAUGGUCGAGCGUCUGUGGAAAUCACUGAUAAUUCGGCAUUUGUCUCAGGUCCAACUAUGGAAGAAACGUCUGAUUUCCAGACUGUCACCUUUUGUUCGCCGAUUUAAGCAACGACGCAUUUUGCUGAUUUGGAGAUUUUACCUUGAAGAUGAAGAAAUUUAUUACCAGCGGAUAACGAGGCAAUGUGAAAACUUAUUUUCGAGGUGUACAAAAGUGAUGGUGUUAGAAAAAUGGCAAACAUUACCUGCUGUUAUGAAAGAACAAAGACUGCGAAACUCAAUUAUCCUGCAGCUGUGCACGACAAUACAAGCUCUUCUUCCAGACUUCAGUCUCUCGGAAACAUUUGUAGAGCAAUGGGAACUUCAACUCACUGAACCACAUAAAGCAAUAUCCACACCAGAAAUUCCAUUAUCGAGUAAACACAGCAACAGCGUGCUCGAGCAGUCUGAUUUAAAACAGGUUGAAUCUGGUAAUUUCCUCUAAUAUGCUACAAAGUUUCGCAGCGAAAACUGAAAACCAGCAAAUCAACGGACAUCCAAUUCAGUCUGUGGAGAACAAUAGGAAAGUGGUAGACGAAUGUUAGGUUUCCAUGCUUUCUUCCUGUACUGCUUCCGGGGAAUCGGAAUCCUCACUGGAAACUGACGGCGACCGGCUGCUCUGGGAGGACACAUCGCCGGAUUCGUUUCUGUUCUCUCCCUCAGUCUUCUCCACCGACGUGGAUGUCCUGUCGGGUACUGCAGCAGUAACGGGACGCUCCUGGGACUCAAAGUCAUCAUUUCCGGUGGGGUUAGUUUGGCUGUCGGGCUGGUCGCCCACCGAAUCCUUGG
Molecule: messenger RNA, 1691 nt
Organism: Paramacrobiotus metropolitanus
Lineage: Eukaryota; Metazoa; Tardigrada; Eutardigrada; Parachela; Macrobiotidae
Product: coiled-coil domain-containing protein 191-like
Exons: 5
Coding region: 67-1347 (426 amino acids)
Source: RefSeq, a predicted model, not a curated record